GGAAAAAUGGAGUGAUCUUUCUGUAGAGAGAUACGAGAUACCGAUAAUUUCACUGUUAAAUUGGAGAGUGUUGAAUUAUUCGGAACCAAUCUUCUCGUUUUGUUCGAUUCGAUCUCUCAAUCUUGUAAAUUCUGCUGCAAAGUUUCUUCGGUGUCAAGCUCAAUGGAUACAGAACUGAAUUCACCUCCUCAUGGUGAUGGCGAUACCACGGCUGCUUUCCGAAAGCCCUCUAAUGAUGGGGCUAGCAGAAAAUAUCGCCACCGAGCUUUAGCUGACGAUGGCUCAUCUUCAUCUGAUGAAAGUCCUGAACGUAAUCAGAGUCAUCAUUCUAGGAGAGAUAUUAGGAAAGACUCUGAACCUCUUCAGCCGAGGAAAGAGGAUAAGCGGGAAUAUGAACGCAGUCGAUACGGUAGAGCUGAUUCACACAGACACGAUAGGUACUCUAGAGAUAGUAAAUAUGGAUCCAAACGUGAUGAGUACACCAGACAUGAGCGUGAUGCACCUCGCUCUAGCUGUGAUUCAUGGGGUCUCCGUAAAUCUGACCGUAGAAGAGCAGAGACUGAACGUAGUAGUAGGUCCAGAAAUGAUCCAGACAGACGUGCCCGUGAUAAGUAUAGCAACUCUGGACAUAGUGUCAAUAGUGAUGAUAAAGGUGAAGAUUUUUCAUUUGGUACGAGAUACGCAGACUCAAAAAUGGAGGAUAAAGGGAAGGAUUAUGUGCCAGGGAGAGAUUUUCAAGGCGAGAAAAGAGACUCCCGCUGGAAUUUUGGUGACCGCCAUUCCCGCAAUGAAAGAAAGGAACAUGAUGACCCUGAGAUUAGCAAGGAGAAAGAUGUUCAUGUCAAAUCUCCAAGAGAUCGCCCUGAUGGGAAAUGUUUGGCAACUGAGAAUCGAGAUACACAUUCUAAGAAACUGAAGGGCUUCAUUUCAGAGAAGUUCACUCAUGGCAGUAGUAAUGAAGAGAAGCAGACAUCAAUCUUAAAGCCUUCACCUGGUGAUGUUGAUGCUGCCAAAGUUGCAGCUAUGCAGGCUGCUGAGUUAGUGAACAAAAACCUUGUUGGAACGGGUUACCUGACAACAGAUCAGAAGAAGAAAUUAUUGUGGGGAAAGAAGAAAAGCACAGCAACGGAAGAGGUUGCUCAUCGUUGGGAUAGUGCCAGUGCGCUAAUUGGUGACCCUGAACGACAAGAAAAGUUCAACAAACUUAUGGGUGUGAAAGCGAGUACAGUAAACCAAGAGCAGAACCUGAGCGAAGUCGAGUUGGAGAAGCAGAAAGAGUUGCAGAUAGAUUUAGAGAAGCAGUACACAGCGGGAUUAAGGAGGAGAGAUGGACGAACCGUAGGGUUAGGUCUUUGAUCCUCGUUGGUAAAUUGCCAUCGUACUCCUGUCUCCUUGGAAGGAAUCUUUUGGCAUCUCCUUUUUGUUGUACUCUACUACUCUUGUUGAAGCCCGUAAUCAUGAU
Molecule: messenger RNA, 1462 nt
Organism: Capsella rubella
Lineage: Eukaryota; Viridiplantae; Streptophyta; Magnoliopsida; Brassicales; Brassicaceae
Product: transcriptional regulator ATRX homolog
Exons: 7
Coding region: 163-1356 (397 amino acids)
Source: RefSeq, a predicted model, not a curated record